This is a messenger RNA of Panonychus citri (citrus red mite), 6574 nucleotides long. Its product is annotated as probable serine/threonine-protein kinase DDB_G0282963. Gene Ontology annotation, cellular component: nucleus. Gene Ontology annotation, molecular function: RNA polymerase II cis-regulatory region sequence-specific DNA binding; DNA-binding transcription factor activity, RNA polymerase II-specific. The record is from RefSeq and is a predicted model, not a curated record. NCBI's taxonomy places the organism in Eukaryota, Metazoa, Arthropoda, Arachnida, Trombidiformes, Tetranychidae. Gene Ontology annotation, biological process: regulation of transcription by RNA polymerase II. Bases 2528 to 5104 code for a protein of 858 amino acids. The transcript has 4 exons.
AAUUUUUCUCUUUCUCUUCUUCUCUCAUUUUAACUCUUUCUCUCAAUCGUUUCAUCUUCACUUUUUAUUAUUAACCAUUUAUUUUGUUUUCUUUUUUCUUUUCUUUUAUUUUCUAUCAAUUAAUUGUUAUUAUUCUAAUUAAAUUGUUUAAACAAUUAAUUUCUCUCAGUGAUCAAGUUCCACGUUGAAAAGUAAAACAUUUUUUCUUCUCCGCCAUCAUCGGACAAUUGGAGAACAUUUUAUAUUCUUUUCUUUCUUUAUUUUAUUUUUUUCUUUUUUGUUUUAAAUAGAAAAGUUGAAAUUUAAGACUCCUUGUGAUUUAGAAGAGAGAAGAGAGAGAAAAAAAGAAAACCAGUUAAUGACAACUUUCAUUUUGUGGAUUUAAUAUUAACCCUUUUUUUUGGAAAGGGAUUCCAAUGGAUCAAUGGAAACCCUUUUCUUACCUCAUCCAAUAAUCGAGGAGAUUAUCUUCCAGUCCAAAAGAUUCAAUCUUGGAAAUUAUUGCCACUAACAAUAUCGUUGAUUGUUAAUCCAUCUCUAAUUGUUACCCGUUAAUUGUACGGUAAAAGAAUUGAAAAUUAAGUUAUCACUAGUUUGUAACCGCAAAGAGAUUAACAUCAACAACGUUGGAAAAAAGUUUCAUCAAUUAACUCACCUCUCCUUUUCAUCAUUUAAUCAUCAUCAUCAUUUUCAACAUAACCAUUAUCUUAAUCAUCAACUAGCUUAAUCUAAAUUAAAAAACAAUCAACUAUAAUCAUAAUAAUCGUCAAGGUGAGAGAGAGAGAGAAAGAAAUAAUCAGUGAGAUGAAAGCCUGAAGAAAAGAUUAACCCAAAAAUAUGGCUUAUCUAAAUGUUAAUUAUGGUAACAGUUAGCCAAUGGAAAACAAUUAAAGUUAAUUCAGUUAUAAAGUGGUGAUGAUCAACGCGAAACUUUUAUCAACAAUUAACAAAAUGUUUUCUACCUACUCAGUUACUGAUGAUGGAAAACAAGUCAUUCCAAUAAAAUGGUUUAUCCUCAAUGGAUUAAUCAGAUAAUCCGAUGAACAAUUUGAAGGCCAUCAAAUCAACAGUCAUAUUAAAUCAAUGUCCUUCUAGUCGUUGAUUAAAAGUGAAAUAAUUGAAUCAACAACAACAACAAUUUAAAUCAAAUUGUCGCAAGACACUAAAAUUGAAUCAAACUGAAACAUUGUUUUGUUUUUCCUCCUUCUUAAUUGUGAUUAGUUUAUCUUUGUUUAAUUUGUUUUAAUUAAUUCAAAAAUUGUUAAAAUCAAAGUUGAACAUUGAUGAACUUUAAACUUAAAUGAAAUUAUCUCAACGUUGAUUAAGUUAAUUGUUUUUAGUUCAAAUAUUGUGGAUUAUGAUUAACAUAGUUAUGUGUCUUACCAAGGAUAGGAAAGGAUUAAUCAACAAUCAUUUGUGUGCCAUUUUUAAUUGUUGUGUUUAAUCAUCAUAAUCAUCAUCAUCGUUACAAUUAACAACUUGGUUAUUUAAUUGUUUCCAUGGACAAAUAGUCCCUAAACAAAGUUAAUCACUCAUAUAACAAUUUAAAUUGUUGGAUUAAAAACUACAAUCAACAGUUUUUAUCAAAACUUUCAGCACCUUAAUACCAAUAAUAAGCAGUUAAUUUAAUUAAUCAUUGAAACUUAUUAGUUAUCAUUAGUGUGCUGAAGUAAAAACACAAAUGAUCUCGACAUUAUAACUUAACAAUUAAACGGAAAUUUAAUCAAUCAAAAUCGUUAAUUUGAUUGAUAACAAUUUAAUUUUCUUCUCAAUCAAAGGCAAAUACCGAACGGAUUAACCUUAUCAACCAAUUGUUAAACUACUCACAAUUAUAAUUACCACUCAAAGUGGUCAACAAUUAAAUUGUUUAAUUAAUUGGCUGAUUGUUAGAAGUUUCAAUUUAAAAACAAUUAGAUUGAAUAACUAAUUGUUACACUUGAUUUUUCGAGUUAUCAAGUAAAUUAAACCCGAAAAAUAGUCAUCAACUGUUUUCUCAUUGCAAAAAAAGGAAACAACAAUUAAGUUAAUCACUGUUUCAAUUGUUAAUAUUAAAUUAACAAAAUUAGUCUCUUUGGGAAAUUAAUUCAAUCGCUUUUGAUAAAAUCACAUUUGCCCAAGGCAAAAAAUUGCUAUAGCAAUUAAAAGAUUGGAUUAAAUUAACUAGAGACUUUAAUCAACUUACUCAAGUCAACAACUAAUCACGAAAAUCUUCAAAUAAAUCACCGAGAAACAAAAUUAAAUCAAUCAAACAAUUAAAACCAACGAAAGCAAGAAUCCAACGAUUGUCAAUAUUGGUUAAACUGUUGAUUGACAAAUCGAUUGAAAAACAAAAAGAGACUGACAAUUAAUUGUUAAUCGCAUAUUAUAAUAGUUUAAUUAAAGGAAAAGUUAAAAAGGCUACGUGACUUAAUUGGAUAAUUAAAUUAAAUCAACUGUUAAUUGUGUCGUUUCUGUCGACGAUAAACAAAGAGAAAGUUUUAGAAUCGGGAUUGGAAUCGAUUCUUUUUCCUGAUCGGUGUUUCGGAUAAUGCAGAACGGAGCUUUUCCUUGGGUCGGAUCAUCGACUUUAGGAGGACCAGGACAAAAGUGGCCUGGCUAUCAGGCCAGUAUAACCGAUUUAUUUUUAAAGAAAAGUUCACCUCAUCAACUUCAUCAUACAUUUCCCUCUGGUAUCUCUCAAUUGGCCGCCGCAUCAUCUUACCUUGAAAAGAUGACCGGGUUUACUCAAACGGUAACAUCAUCAUCCUCCUCCUCGGGCGGAGGAUCAGGAUCCUCGGGUGUUAACAGUUCAGCUGGAGCAUUAUUAGCGUCCGCUCAUCAUCUUCAUCAUCACCAACAACAACAACAACAACAACAACAACAUCAAGCACAAAAUAGUAACAUCAAUGGGCAUCAAUUACCAUCACAACUGAAUCAUCAACAACACCAACAUAAUUCAACACCAACAACAACAACCUCAGGUACCAGUUCAUCAUCAACACCAAGUCCAUUGAGUUUUGUUCACAAUAAAUGUCCUCAUCACUCCGAUAAGGAUAAACCAAGUGAACAUUGUGGUUUAUGUUUAAGUUCAAAUAAUAAUAAUAACACAGGUUCGAAUGGUCAAUCUCGUUCCCUUGUUAGUCCAUUGAAUAAUAAUAGUAAUAGUAACAGUAAUAGUAAUAAUAAGGAGAAAGAUAAUCAAGAUAAUCUUAAUCUAUCAAAUAAUUGUCUCAAUAGACACCAAUCCAAUAAUUCAACAUCAUCUUCCUCCGGACCAAAUACCAAUAAUAAUUUUAAUAAUAAUAAUACGAAGUGUCCUCAUCAUGAUAAUCAUAAGAAAGGUAAUUCAUGUAACAUGUGCCAGACUUAUUCCGCUCUACCCAUUGGCGGGGGUGGUGAUGAUACACUAACCAAUAAUUCAAGUUUGAAAAGCCUCACUAGUGCUAGUACAUCAAAUUUACCAUCUAGCGGUAAUUGUACAACAAAUGCUGGUACCGGUGGCGGUGGUGUUGAUGGUGUUGGUGGGGGUGGUAAUAGUAAUGAAACUCGUUCUGGUUCCAGUGAAGCCGCACUUGUUGCCGCUGCUGCAGCAGCUUCGAUAUCUUCGGUUACUGCGGCCAUGUUAGAAUCAAAAAUUGCUCAUCAUUCCUCUUCUUCAAUUUCUCACCAUAAUCAUCAUAACUCAACUGGAUCAACAAACUCACCAACAUCCGCCACCCAUCACAAUAAUCCGCAUCAUCAUCACCAUCACCAUCAUACUUCCUCCACUUCCCAUCAUGCUAAUUCCCAUCAUCAUCAUCACCAUUCCUCUUCAUCCUCUUCAUCUGCAACUCACCAUCAAUUGCACCAUGGUCACCAUCAUCAUCUUAAUCCAUCAGGUUCAUCUCCAUCGAUUGCGUCUCCAACUCAUUCAUCAGUCGCAGCUCUUGCUGCAACUGGUCAUUCCAUUGGUCAUCACUCGCACCAUUCCCAUCACUCUCAUCUUGCUCACUCAUCACCUUUUACCAGUACAAGUUUGUCCUCACUUAUACCUCAUUCCAAUGGUCCAUCAAGUCUAUACUCACGUCGCUACUCAACUGGUUCAACAAGCUCAUCGGGUGACCAACGAUCUAAACAUGGUAGUAGUUCAAAUAGCGGACGAACUUUUCUUUGUCCAGUUUGUUAUCGACUCUUUACCCAAAAGGGUAACCUCAAGACGCACAUGAUGAUUCACACUGGCGAGAAACCUUUCGGAUGUCAGGUAGGGAUAUGCGGGAAAAGUUUCACUCAGAAAGGUAACGUUGAUACACAUAUGAAGAUACACACUGGAGAACGAGAUUAUCGUUGUCAUUAUUGUGAUAAAGGAUUCACUCAGAAAGGUAACCUGAAGACUCAUGUCCGCUCUGUCCAUACCAAAGAGAAACCAUAUCUUUGUGGUAUUUGUGGUAAAGGUUUUAGCCAAAAGGGUAACAUGCAUACCCACCUGAGAACCCAUAGUAAAGACAAUAGGUUUCCAUGUGCUCUUUGUGGUAAAACAUUUUCUCAAAAGGGUAAUCUUAAGACUCACAUGCAAAGGCACAAUGGUGUGGCUCCUGCUCGUCGAAAUCCAUCCAAAAAAGGCUCAAAAUCAGGUCAUUCUGGAGGAAACAAUUCAUCAGGAAGCGGAAACAAUACUGCCAACAUUAAUAAUCAGGUAAAUCGAAGUUCAAAUAAUAAUCAGUAUUUUAAUAAUACUGGUAAAAGUGGUUCCGUUGAUCGUAAGCCUUUUAGCUCAUCAGGUAACAGAGCAACAACAAGCCAUGAAGGAAUCGGCCUCGUCCCACACCAAUCCCAUCAUCAACAGCAACACCACCACCACCACCAUCACCACCAACUCCACUCAUCACACUCAUCAUCAGCCGCUGCUGCCGCCGCAGCCGCUGCAGCAGCAUCUGCCCUCUUCAAUGGAUCUUCAUCAGCACCAUCGAUCUCUUCAAUCUUACCUAUGGUCCUCACAACUUCACGAUCCUCAUUGUUACCCAAUAUCACACAGAAUCAGCAACAAUCAUCAUCUCAACAGCCUACAGUUAAUGGACAACAACAACAGCACUUCCAAGGAGUCCAACCGAUGGACUUCUUCUGGCCUACAGGGGUGACCACUUGCUGAUGAUGAUGACCAAAGAAAAGGAAAAAGAUGAAAGAAAUUAGCGGACAAAUCGAACAGGAUGAGAAGAAUACACAAGAUGAUUGGUUCACAGACUGGACAAAGGAAGGAUGGACAAUCAACAUGAGCACCAGCAGAAAACUUUUGACCCCUUCAAACAAUGAGGAUGGACACAAAUGACCGUCAAGAGAAAACAACAAACCAACAAAUCAACAUAAAAGCCAAUCCAUUUAUUGAGAGAUACUCAAUCAUCAAUCAUUAUUAAAUCAUAUUCAAGUUUUUUUUUGUUUUAUUAAUCACAAUCUUUAUUAAUAAUAUAUUGAUUGUCUCAUUCAAUUGAAGUACUCAUCAUGUGACGCUUAUACUUAAUUUACAAUUUAGGAUGUUUCAAAAGCUCACAAUUAAACAAACAAUUACAAAAAAAAAGUUGUAAUUUACAAACAAAACUCACAAAUCAACAACAAUUUGUUGAACCCACAAAACAAUUCAAACCAACUCAAUGUUAAAUAUCAACAAUUAAUAAUACAAAUUGCGUCUUCAAUCAUUUUCCUUAAUUAUCGUCAGCCUUGACCUUCGUUAAUUUUAAACAUGAUAUUUAAAAAAUUGAAUAAUUAUCAAUAUUAUUGAUCAAAAAUAAUCCACAAAUUAAUUGUCACAAUUAACUGAAAGAAGAAAAAAAAUUCAAACAAAUAACUUUUUUUUUCAUCUUUUCUUUUCCCAAUGUCUUUUCAAUGGUUCAAAACCUAUUCCUUUUUUUUGUCUCUCUCGCUCUCCAUCAAAUCAAAUUAACUAAUUAAUUAAUUAAUCAAAUUCAAUUUGCUCAUUGUAAGUUCAACUCUAAACAAAAUACAAACAAAAAAUUGUCAACUUUUCAUUGUCUUAUUGAUGAUUAACAAUUAAAUCACAAAGCCAACCUUUUUCCGUAAUCAAAACGUAACUAAAUCAGUUUGAAAUUUAAUUUGUUCACAAUGAUUAAGAGCGAAAAAAAAAUAAAAAAGCAAAUUAACUUAAACAGUUGAAUUUGAUUAAAGCAACAGGUAAUUUAUGAUGAUAAUUAAGAUGAUGUUUAGUGUAACUAUACAAAAGUAAUGACAUUUGAUUGGGACGCAAUUAAAGUCACAACUUUAAAUUAGUGUAACAAUUUUUUACCCUUUCCAAUGAUACAACUUUGUAAUAAUCAUUUACGCUCUUGUCAUAUUAACAAUCAACUGGAUUAAAUUUGAUUGAAAUUUUCUGAAGCUAAGAAAAUGUCUCAUCAAUGAGACAUUAACCAAGGUGAGUUUCAACAGGUAACAUCACAUAACCUUGUUAUUUAUUAUUAUUAUCACAUCUUCCAAACUGUUCAAUGGUUAAUCAUCACCAUCAACAAGUAAUCAUCAUGUUCAAUCCUGAUCUUUGGUGUAAAUGAUUUCUUUGUCCUUGUUAGAGAAAUUGUUACUUAUUGGUAUUUAAAUUGACUUUUCCACUAUAACG